CCCAAUCGAGAGUAUUUUGAAAACGCGCAUGACAUCUACCUUUUCCGCUACAAUACGUCAAAAGAGUGACGACAAUGAAGCAAAUAGUAACAAACCAAACUGUUAAAAUCCCCGAAGGAAUAACAGUGAGCGCGAAGUCGCGUCUCGUCACCGUCAAGGGACCCAGGGGCACCCUGAAGCGGUGCUUCAAACACUUGGCUUUGGACAUUCGCAUGGUCAGCCCCAGGCUCCUGAAGGUAGAAAAAUGGUUCGGAACCAAGAAGGAACUGGCCGCCGUGAGGACCGUUUGCUCUCACGUCGAAAACAUGCUGAAAGGCGUCACGAAAGGCUACCAAUACAAAAUGAGAGCCGUGUACGCUCAUUUCCCCAUCAACUGCGUUACCACCGAAAACAACUCAGUUAUCGAAAUCAGAAAUUUCUUGGGGGAAAAAUUCAUCCGAAGAGUACGAAUGGCACCCGGUGUGACUGUAGUGAACUCGCAGAAACAGAAAGACGAGCUAAUAAUCGAAGGAAACUCCCUCGAAGAUGUAUCGAGAUCUGCGGCUCUCAUCCAACAAUCCACCACCGUUAAAAAUAAGGAUAUCCGUAAGUUUUUGGACGGAUUGUACGUAUCCGAAAAGACAACGGUCGUACAAGAUGAGUAAAUUUAUUAAAAUAAACUUAUUAUAAACGUU
Messenger RNA from Phyllotreta striolata, 674 nucleotides. NCBI's taxonomy places the organism in Eukaryota, Metazoa, Arthropoda, Insecta, Coleoptera, Chrysomelidae. The record is from the annotation of a GenBank genome assembly.